Sorex fumeus (smoky shrew) is the source of this 3278-nucleotide messenger RNA. It is a transcript of the gene VPS18, whose product is annotated as VPS18 core subunit of CORVET and HOPS complexes. Gene Ontology annotation, cellular component: HOPS complex; endosome. Gene Ontology annotation, biological process: intracellular protein transport; endosome to lysosome transport; organelle fusion. NCBI's taxonomy places the organism in Eukaryota, Metazoa, Chordata, Mammalia, Eulipotyphla, Soricidae. The transcript is spliced from 5 exons. Bases 96 to 3017 code for a protein of 973 amino acids. The record is from RefSeq and is a predicted model, not a curated record. Gene Ontology annotation, molecular function: protein-macromolecule adaptor activity.
GGUGGAGGCUGAGCAAUCGCAGUUUCUAAGCCGGGGUCCGGGAUCCCCGGGGGCGAACCCUGUCGGAACCCGGGGGCGCCCAAAGGCCGGACACCAUGGCGUCCAUCCUGGAUGAAUACGAGGACUCCCUGUCCCGCUCGGCGGUCUUGCAACCCGGCUGCCCCAGCGUGGGCAUCCCUCACUCGGGGUAUGUGAAUGCCCAGCUUGAGAAGGAAAUGCCUAUCUUCACGAAGCAGCGCAUUGACUUCACUCCUUCUGAGAGAAUCACUAGUCUGGUCGUCUCCUGCAAUCAACUGUGCAUGAGCCUGGGCAAGGACACGCUGCUCCGCAUUGACUUGGGCAAGGCCAAUGAGCCCAACCACAUGGAGCUGGGACGCAAGGAUGAUGCCAAAGUUCAUAAAAUGUUCCUGGACCACACGGGCUCCCAUCUGCUGAUUGCCCUGAGCAGCACCGAGGUCCUCUACGUGAACCGGAAUGGGCAGAAGGUGCGGCCUCUGGCCCGCUGGAAAGGGCAGCUGGUGGAGAGUGUGGGCUGGAACAAAGCCCUGGGCACUGAGAGCAGCACCGGGCCCAUCCUGGUGGGCACUGCCCAGGGCCAGAUCUUUGAAGCCGAGCUCUCAGCCAAUGAGGGGGGGCUCUUCGGUCCUGCCCCCGACCUCUACUUCCGUCCACUGUACGUGCUCAACGAAGAAGGGGGGCCGGCCCCUGUGUGCUCCCUGGAGGCGGAGCGGGGCCCCGACCGCCGUGCCUUUGUCCUGGCCACCACCCGCCAGCGUCUCUUCCAGUUCAUCGGGAAGACGGCAGAGGGGGCGGAUGCCCAGGGCUUCUCGGGGCUCUUCGCUGCCUACGCCGACCACCCCCCGCCCUUCCGCGAGUUCCCCAGCAGCCUGGGCUACAGCGAGCUGGCCUUCUACACCCCCAAGCUGCGCUCGUCACCCCGGGCCUUCGCCUGGAUGAUGGGGGACGGCGUGCUGUACGGCGCCCUGGACUGCGUGCGCCCUGACUCGCUGCUGAGCGAGGAGCAGGUCUGGGAGUACCCCGAGGGUGUGGGCCCCCGCGCCAGCCCCCCGCUGGCCAUCGUCCUGACCCAGUUCCACUUUCUGCUGCUGCUGGCCGACCGCGUGGAGGCCGUGUGCACGCUGACCGGGCAGGUGGUGCUGCGCGACCACUUCCUGGAGAAGUUCGGGCCCCUGCGGCACAUGGUGAAGGAUGCGUCCACCGGCCACCUGUGGGCACACACGGAGCGCGCCGUCUUCCGCUACCACGUGCAGCGGGAGGCGCGCGACGUGUGGCGCACGUACCUGGACAUGAACCGCUUUGACCUGGCCAAGGAGUACUGCCGUGAGCGACCCGACUGCCUGGACACCGUACUGGCCCGCGAGGCCGACUUCUGCUUCCGCCAGCGGCGCUACGUGGAGAGUGCCCGCUGCUACGCGCUCACACAGAGCUACUUCGAGGAGAUCGCCCUCAAGUUCCUGGAGGCCCGGCAGGAGGAAGCUCUGGCCGAGUUUCUGCAGCAGAAGCUGGCAGGCCUGAAGCCUGCAGAGCGCACGCAGGCCACGCUGCUCACCACCUGGCUGACCGAGCUCUACCUGAGCCGGCUCGGCGCCCUGCAGGGGGACCCCGAGGCCCUGACCCUCUACCUGGAGACCCGGGAGCGCUUCCGAGCCUUCCUCAGCAGCCCCCGCCACAAGGACUGGCUCUUCGCCAGCCGCGCCUCCAUCCACGAGCUGCUGGCCAGCCACGGGGACACAGAGCACAUGGUGUACUUCGCUGUGAUCAUGCAGGACUACGAGCGUGUGGUGGCCUACCACUGCCAGCACGAGGCCUACGAGGAGGCCCUGGCGGUGCUGGCCCGCCACCGCGACCCACAGCUCUUCUACAAGUUCUCCCCCGUUCUCAUCCGUCACAUCCCCCGCCAGCUGGUGGACGCCUGGAUGGAGAUGGGCAGCCGGCUGGACGCCCGGCAGCUCAUUCCGGCCCUGGUGAACUACAGCCAGGGGGGCGAGGCACAGCAGGUGAGCCAGGCCAUCCGCUACAUGGAAUUCUGCGUGAACACGCUGGGUGAGACGGAGCAGGCCAUCCACAACUACCUGCUGUCACUGUACGCCCGUGGCCAGCCCGCCUCGCUGCUCACCUACCUGGAGAAGGCCGGGGCCAGCCCGCACCGUGUGCACUACGACCUCAAGUAUGCCCUGCGGCUCUGUGCCGAGCACGGCCACCACCGUGCCUGUGUCCACGUCUACAAGGUCCUGGAGCUCUACGAGGAGGCUGUGGACCUGGCCCUGCAGGUGGAUGUGGACCUGGCGAAGCAGUGUGCAGACUUGCCCGAGGAGGAUGAGGAGCUGCGGAAGAAGCUUUGGCUGAAGAUCGCGCGCCACGUGGUGCAGGAAGAGGAGGACGUGCAGACGGCCAUGGCUUGCCUGGCCAGCUGCCCCCUGCUCAAGAUAGAGGACGUCCUGCCCUUCUUCCCGGACUUCGUGACCAUCGACCACUUCAAGGAGGCCAUCUGCAGUUCCCUGAAGGCCUACAACCAGCACAUCCAGGAGCUGCAGCAGGAGAUGGAGGAGGCCACGGCCAGCGCCCAGCGCAUCCGGCGUGACCUGCAGGAGCUGCGGGGCCGCUAUGGCACCGUGGAGCCCCAGGACAAGUGCGCCGCCUGCGACUUCCCCCUGCUCAACCGCCCCUUCUACCUCUUCCUCUGUGGCCACAUGUUCCACGCCGACUGCCUGCUGCAGGCGGUGCGGCCCGGCCUGCCGGCCUACAAGCAGGCCCGGCUGGAGGAACUGCAGCGGAAGCUGGGGGCCGCUCCGCCGCCCACCAAGGGCUUGGCCCGGGCCAAGGAGGCUGAGGGUGCAGCCGCUGCUGCAGGGCCCAGCCGGGAACAGCUCAAGGCUGACCUGGACGAACUGGUGGCUGCUGAGUGCGUGUACUGUGGGGAGCUGAUGAUCCGCUCCAUCGACCGGCCCUUCAUUGACCCGCAGCGGUACGAGGAGGAGCACCUCAGCUGGUUGUAAAAGGGAAUGUGUCCCCACAGGCGGGUGGGCAGGUGGUCGGGUCAGCCACUGGUCCCUUCGUGGGAGGCUGAGCUGAGUCAGGGCCUGGUCCUCUCCAAAUGAGGGCGAGUGGCUUUCCAGUUGCCACCCCCUCCCCCCACACACAGGUGGUGGCUCUGAGUUUGACCGACCGUGGCUUCUGCUGUCCCCACGGCCCUGCGUGGAGCCGCCUGUCGGCCCCGGUCAGUAGCCUCCUACCAGGAGAGCGUCUGAGCCUGCCAG